AUGUUCCCAUACAUAUUUUUUUUUUCAUUGGUGAUAACUGGAUGUUCGGCUUUAGAGCCUUCAUAUGGUGUUCAGGAUGGUUUUUUGGAGUAUUUUGCCGCGGUCCAUCCAGAGAGGCCUUUUAAUUGUUUAUGCGGCAAUGUGUCCAUUAUGGGUCAUCAGGUUAACGAUGAUUAUUGUGAUUGCCCAGAUGGAAGCGAUGAGCCGGGGACAUCGGCAUGUACGAAUGACAGGUUGGAGGUUAAUUUACCUAAAAAAUGGAAAUUCAGGUGCAAAAACAUUGGGUUUAAACCACAAGAAAUUCCACAUAAUCAGAUCAAUGAUGGAUUAUGUGAUUGCUGUGACGGUUCUGAUGAGUAUUCUGAUAUUAUUGCGUGCCCCAAUGUAUGCGCUGAGACCCAGGAAAUUGAGGAAAAGAAACGUUUGGAGAAUGAACGGAUCAGAGAAGCAGGAAUGCGUGAGAAGGAAAAAAUGAUGGAGCAGGUGAGGAAAAAUCGUGAAGAUGACAAGGUCCAACUCGAGAAUGAAAUCAUGGAAUUGGAAGAGUUAAGGAAAUCCAUUGAAGAAAAAUCUGUGAAGCUUGUUCCAUUUGAAGAAAAAGAAAGGGCAGAGAAAAGGCGCCUACUUGAUGAAUACAAUGCCGCCCGUGAGGUUUGGGAAGAAAAAAGAAAGAAGAAUCAAAGAAACAAUUUGAAUGCAAGAGGGAAUUUGACGACAGAUUGCAUACGAUGGAGCCCAACUAAAAUUUGUGACCCUGAAGAGGAAUCGCCCCUUGUUGAUAAGGGUUGUGACGAUAUUAUUUAUCCUUUUGAAGCAGGUUUUUGUGAAUGUAUUAACAAAGAAACGGAUUCAAAGGUGGCUUAUGAUCAAGAAUGUGACCAUGAACCGUUACAAUGUUCGAACGUUUGCGAAAACCCCGAGAAAGAUAAUAAAGAAAUGGAUGAUGAUCGGUUUGAUAUGGACAAUGGCGCUUCAUUUGAAUUACCAGAGGCACGAGACCUCCGUCUUGAAUUGAAGGAAUCCCGUGAAAAAGUGGAGAAGCUUUCAUCUUCUGUAGAACAAAUUCAAAAUCGAUUGAAUCGAAGUAUCAACACAGGGGAUGUUAUCAGAACUUUCAGUAAUGAAUGCUUUUCUUUGAAUACUUCGACCCACACAUAUGAAAUUUGCCCUCUUAAGGAUGCACAUCAGUAUGAUAAAGGCACAACACACGGUCAAUGCAUUGGGAGGUGGGGAAGGUUUGGUGAUAACACGUAUUCUCUGUGGUCGAGUACGAGUGAUUACACUCACAUGAUAUUUGAAAAUGGUGAUCGGUGCUGGAAUGGUGUGACUCGUAUGACUGAUGUUUACGUGAUAUGUGGUCCGGAAAACAAGCUGGUUCAAGUUGAGGAGCCAUCCAUGUGCCGAUAUACUAUGGUGUUUGAAACGCCAGCUGUUUGCGAAUGA
Messenger RNA from Trypanosoma cruzi, 1443 nucleotides. RefSeq names its product protein kinase C substrate protein, heavy chain, putative. Gene Ontology annotation, biological process: N-glycan processing. Gene Ontology annotation, cellular component: glucosidase II complex. The record is from RefSeq and is a predicted model, not a curated record. The coding region runs from base 1 to 1443 and encodes 480 amino acids. Lineage: Eukaryota; Euglenozoa; Kinetoplastea; Trypanosomatida; Trypanosomatidae. The transcript has a single exon.